CGCACUGGUAUUCUCAAAUUAUAGCUCCAUCGGUGAGGUGUCAGUUCCGCAGAUGCUUUACUGGAGAUGUGAAGCGGAGCUUUUCUAGGCUUCCCUAUUGGGACGAACUUGAGAACGAUUUGAGUGCUUCGAUUGCCGUUGUCUGAUGCAAUUGUUGAGCGGCAUAGGAACACACCUACGUCCGUAUACAUUGUAGCGGGCGGAACCAGGAAAACAGAUCAAUAGAUGCCAUGGAUCAAUGCAGGCGCAGCCAACGACACUCCGAACCGUCGUUCUCAGCUAUGAAGUGCGCUGCUCUAGUACUUGUUCUGUCGGUGAGCUUCACUCUGGUCGAGGCAACAACUGGAAAAAGCAGGGCCCUUCCUGCUGCCAAUCUCCCCGAGGAUUGCAACACUAUUGAGCGAUGCUGCAUGCCAAGGCCAUAUACGGGAAAACCCGGAAUUCGAUCAUUCGAGUUCCCUAAGGACCAACCCACGAGGAUCCGCAAACCAGCACAACAUCUCGACAAAGCCUAUGUCAAGAAGCUUGAGAAGGCGUACAAGAUACUCAGGGAGCUCCCAGACUCAGACCCUCGUUCCCUAAAGAAUCAGAUGAACCUUCAUUGCUUGUACUGCGACAACGGUCUCUACUUCCCAGGUCAUAAAUAUCCGUUGGAGGUUCAUAACGGCUGGUUCUUCCUCCCAUGGCACCGUAUGUUCAUCUACUGGCAUGAGCGCAUCCUGGCAAAAAUACUGGACGAUGAGACAUUUGCGCUUCCCUACUGGAAUUGGGACAACCAAUCCCCGGAGCCUCCCUUUGGCAACACCAUCCCGGAGAUUUACGCCAACCCCAAGUCCCCGCUUUACGAUGUGAACCGUAACAACUGCUCGGUGCCGCCGUUUGUCGUUGAUAUGGACACUAGGACCGGUUGUACCAACAAGACAUCGGACUUUCUCCGAGUGCAGAACACUCGUCUAACUUACUCCCAGAUCGUCCUGGGCGGUGGAACUCCCUCUCUUUUCUACGGAUUGCCUUACAGAAAGGGAGAUUUCGGCGGUGCAGGUUCAGGAGUCUUUGAGGAUCAACCUCAUGGUACCAUCCACGCGUGGGUGGGCAGCGUCGAUCCUCUGCCCGGACGCAGGCCCGGAGAUGAUAUGGGGAACUUCGGCCGUUCUGCUUUCGACCCUGUAUUUUAUGCGCAUCACACGAAUACCGACCGACUUUGGGAGCUCUGGCUAACGAAAAUCCCAGGCGGCCAGCGCACCCACCCCACCGACCCAGACUUUCUGAACUCAGAGUUCACGUUCUAUGACGAGGACGCGAACCUCGUCAAAAUGAAGGUCUCGCAAGUCCUUGACUCAAGAAAACUCAGGUACAAAUAUGCGGAGAUGCCAACUCCAUGGAUCACGAACGGACUGGAGGCCGGGAAGGAGCACACCGUCCCCCACUGCAACCCCUUGACAAAAUCUCAAGUCAAGAGUCUGAUUGAGGAUACAAGGGUAAGCAAAGGCAACGAGACCCUGUUUGUCACUCCCAUCACAUUCCGCCUGAAGCGUCCGAAGCGCCGCAGCGAGGGCACGGAGGUGUUGGAAAUUUCGGGCCUGUUCAUCCCGAACAUCACCGAUCAGGUUCACGUUAAGGCCUACGUCUUCUUCCCACAGGCCGUCAUCACGGACGGUCCCGUGUGCCCUGAGUUUCUAGGCACAUUUAACUUCAUCCCCCACAUUGGCCAGGCUCUGUACAAUCCUGGCCGAGUGUGGAGAGCAGCCGUGGGACCGAAGCUCAAGGCUCUCGGCCUAGACUACGUCAACCACGUGGUGUUCACAAUUGUGCAGACUGGCAAGCCCCAAAUGCUCAGCUUCCAGAAGGCACGGAUCAUCUACGACCUCAGCCCGGAGGUUACUAUGUAAGCUUCGAUCAGGUUUAGUGCCACGAACAAUCGAUCGACCUCAUCAGCUAUCAAAUCCGGUGGUCCAUUCACAGAUGCUGUGGACGCCAGCCUUCUGGCGUUUUUGAUUGCGAGGCCGUUGAUAUUCAUCAUCUCAUGAGAGACUUUCCAGUUUAGAUAAUGCUGCUGCUUCGAAACGCAGCCGUCUCGACAGCGAGAAAUUUGUAAUUUGUCGGUAGGCUAGAAGAGUUCGGGGAUUCGAGACUCGAGUGAAAUGUAAUAAAAGCGAGACAACGUCAACUUAGAAGAGUGAAUUUCUCGGAUUAGAUAGGAAGAAAAAUUGAAAAAAAAAAGGCAAAAAAAACUUCAUGCGAUGCGAUGCGAGUUCUUUCUCUUGCAGAGUGUGGUUGUUCAGGUUCGCGAGUUCUCAAGUCAAGGUCUCGUCGAAUCUCAUGUAACUCAGUAAACCUUCAUGUUCUAUGUGUUUGAAGAGGCAUUGAACCUCCAUCUUCAUAACUGAAAACGCAUCUUCGCGCUUUGUCGGUA
Molecule: messenger RNA, 2413 nt
Organism: Physcomitrium patens
Lineage: Eukaryota; Viridiplantae; Streptophyta; Bryopsida; Funariales; Funariaceae
Product: polyphenol oxidase, chloroplastic
Molecular function (GO): catechol oxidase activity
Source: RefSeq, a predicted model, not a curated record